Messenger RNA from Helobdella robusta, 513 nucleotides. RefSeq lists its product as hypothetical. Lineage: Eukaryota; Metazoa; Annelida; Clitellata; Rhynchobdellida; Glossiphoniidae. Bases 1 to 513 code for a protein of 170 amino acids. The transcript has 7 exons. The record is from RefSeq and is a predicted model, not a curated record.
AUGACACUCUCCACGGUCAACGCGCAGUUCAUACCACCCCAAAUAAUCGCGAGACCGUCGCCGUGCUCGUGCGACGUCAGCUACAACGACGUUUCUAAUUGCAACAGUCUUAAUGUUACCGUCAAUUCGACAAAAAACUAUCCCUACCUUAACAAUCUGAUGUGUCAUGUCCUGGCUUACAAGGAAGACAUGAAGUUCUUCAGUUACUUAUCAGCUCCAGCGUUGAUUGACAGCUCCAAGGACACAAUCAUCUGCCCAGUAAAUACUUCUCAAUUUUUCCCGACGACAAACCUCACCAACAAUUCCUGCGACGCUAUUUCACAGCUACCAAAGCAUCAUUCCUACAUUGUGUACAAUAAUAAUACGUUUGAUGUAUGGUACAACUUGAACUCUACAUGCCAUAAUAGCACCUGCUCUUAUAACGGUUAUUGCCUGACCAACUCAACUUGUUGUGGAUCUGGAGUCGUAUCAGUCAUGACGGCCACAAUGCGAUACUUCAUGAGUACGUGUUAA